This is a messenger RNA of Paramuricea clavata, 1879 nucleotides long. The record is from the annotation of a GenBank genome assembly. NCBI's taxonomy places the organism in Eukaryota, Metazoa, Cnidaria, Anthozoa, Malacalcyonacea, Plexauridae.
AUGCGGCGUUGACAAGUGUUGACAAAUACAAUACAGUUCGAGUUCGACCCCUUAGGGCUUGUCGCUCAAGAGUAUUAUAACUAAGAUUAAUAAAACUAAACGUAUAUAAACAGGGUCAUAUCGUGCGGGCGGAACACGUGGUGAUCAGCCAAGAUACAAACAACUCUGCGAGAAAGUGGCAAAUCUUAUAGCUAAAGCUAAAGCCACCUACUAUCGGUCCAAGGCCUCAGAAUUUCGUACCUCGAAUCAAUCGAAGUGGUAUAACUGUAUCUACUCUUUAGUAAAUGCCGAAAACACAACCCACACCCAAUUUCCACACAGGCCCGAAAACCUAGACUUAUCCGACUUAGCUGAAAAACUUCAGAAAGCCUUCACUAAACCAUGGUCGGACCGUUACACGAAUGUCGCCUUUGAAAUACCUGAAGUGAACCACCCACAUAAGAAUAACAAACCACCUCUUCCUUCUAUUGGCCAAGUUAAAGCGGUCUUAAAACAUCUUAAUCCAAGAAAGGCAACUGACAUUGAUAAGGUUCCUGCAUGGAUGCUCAAACAAUACCACGAAGACCUAGCUCCUGUGGUUUAUGACAUUGUGUGCUGUAGUAUAAGUCAAUGUUGUUAUCCAUCACUCUACAAACAUGCCCUAAUUUCCCCUGUUCCUAAAGUGCAACCGCCGAGAGACAUUAACAAUGAUUUCCGCCAGAUAUCAGUCUUACCCCAUCUUGCCAAGAUCCUGGAAAAGAUCCAACUCCAGUUAAAUAUUGAAGACCUGAAAAUUAAGAAUAACCAGCACGCGUUUACUCAACAUCGAAGCACAGUCUCUGCGUUAAUAUCAACUACCCAAACUUGGUUUAAUGCCACUGAUUGUUCAAAAACAGGCAAAAUGGGGGUUCAUGCGGCCUUCAUUGACUUUCGUAAGGCCUUCGACCUUGUGGAUCACAAUAUUCUUUUGAACAAAUUAGCAGCUAUGAACAUAAAUAAACCCUUCUGGUUAUGGGUUAAAAGUUUCCUUUCCGGAAGAGUUCAACAAGUAAAUCUCAAUGGUACCUUAUCAUCCAUUGCAACAUGCCCGGUCGGAGUCCCGCAAGGCUCUGUAAUAUCUCCCAUUCUUUUUAAUACCUACAUUGAUGAUUUGGAGGACGCCUUACCAGAACAACUAAAAGUCAGUACGAAUAAGUAUGCAGAUGACUGCACACAACACCAAAUAGUGAGUGUAGAUUCUAAUAGUAAUUUACAACAAUCUAUCAAUGAAGUAAAUAACUGGGCGGUGUUAAAUAAAAUGGCAAUUAAUGCUAAAAAAACUAAGGACAUGUGGAUCUCUUUCACGGACGCUAUACCUGAACCACCACGUCUUCGUAUUGGAAAUGAGUUAAUAAAAAGGGUCAACGCUUUUAAAUUACUUGGCGUAUCGUUCCAAAAUAAUCUAAAAUGGAACGCACAUGUUGAAGAGAUUACACGUAAAGCAAAUAAACGCCUUUACCAUCUUAGAGAAUGCAGGAAAUCGCAGUUACCAGCUGAAGUCGGUAUUAUUACCUAUCAAUCCAAAAUAAGACCAAUUCUCGAGUAUGCAUCACCUGUCUGGGCGGGACUGCCUAAUUACCUGCGAGAUGAAAUAGAGCGGGUUCAAUCCAGGGGCUUAAGAAUCCUUGGCCUGGAAAAAGAUUACCUACCACCGCUGAACGAAAGAAGGGAAGAGGCAACUAGUCGAGAAGUUGAUAGGUUUAUGAACGAUCCAAACCAUCCCUGUCGCAGUGUUUUUCCAAAAUUAAUUAACAAUCAGUACAAUUUAAGGAACAUUGACCGGAAUCGCAAUAUAUCAUUCUUCUCAGGAACUGAAAGGCAUAAACAUUCUUUUUCAGGAAGAGCUUGUAAAUAUGUAUAA